AUGCACAUUUUGACUGUGGUUAUUGCACUUGCCGUGUUUCCGUCGUGUGGAGGGCUUUUUGGCAUAUUUGGUAAAAAACAAAGAGUAGUUGUAAAGGGCGAAGUCGAGUGUCAUGGGAAGCCAGCUGAAAACGUCCGACUUGUACUGUAUGUAAAACAUUGGCUAUACCAAUCUAAUAUGGAUAAACACACGACUGACAAAACGGGACUGUUUGUGCUAAAUGGAACGCAGAGGUCUAUAUGGAAGCUUGAUCCAAGAGUGCUAAUAUACCACGAGUGCUACCGUAACAAUGCGACAAAAUGCAGCCUACGAAGAACUUCGCUGAUCGUUCCUCGUGAGAACAUCACUCUUCAGGGAAAAAUGGAAGAGGUUUUCUUUGAUUACGGAAAGAUACCGCUUGAAAGCCCACUUCUCAACACUCUUUGCGAUCAUUGA
Molecule: messenger RNA, 435 nt
Organism: Ostertagia ostertagi
Lineage: Eukaryota; Metazoa; Nematoda; Chromadorea; Rhabditida; Trichostrongylidae
Source: the annotation of a GenBank genome assembly